Rubroshorea leprosula is the source of this 1224-nucleotide messenger RNA. Lineage: Eukaryota; Viridiplantae; Streptophyta; Magnoliopsida; Malvales; Dipterocarpaceae. The record is from the annotation of a GenBank genome assembly.
AUCACAGACUUCCUCCUCUCCCUCCUCCAGAGCACUCAGAAAUUGGAAUUCUAUUCCUUCUACUUCUAGCAGAUCCCUCGAAGAAAUGAAGAAAGUAGUGGUGAAAUUGGAAGUUUACGAUGAGAAAUCCAAGAAAAAAGCCAUGAAAAUAGUCUCGAGCAUUUCAGGUGUUAAUUCGGUUUCCAUGGAUAUGAAGGACAGGAAGCUGACAGUGACCGGAGCCGUGGAUGCGGUGGUGAUAGUGAAUAAACUGAGGAAGAUAUGCUGCACGGAAAUAGUGUCGGUCGGACCGGAGAAGGAGGAGAAGAAGAAGGAAGAGCCGAAGAAAGAGGAGAAGAAGGAGGAACCGAAGAAGGAUGACAAGAAGAAAGAAGAUCAAGUGGCUGAGCUUGUGAAGGCUUACAAAGCGUACAAUCCUCAUCUGACCCAAUACUAUUUCGUUAGAAGCGUAGAGGAAGAUCCCAAUGCCUGCGUUAUCUGCUAAACCUUUUUCUUUUUCAGUUUUUUUGAAGGGGAAGAUAAAUAAAUCCUCCCAAAGGGAAAGAAAUCGUACCCCGUAGCUUUUCGUAGAGCUUGUGAAUAACUAUCGUGUGAUGUUUAAGAUUGGGAUUGGGAAUGAAUUACUCUGGUUUUUUUGUAGGACUGAAGUUGAAUUAUCAAAUUUUGAAGAUAUAUGUCAUAUUGGAUAGUUUGUGUUUUUCCGUUUUUUUGAAGGGGAAGAUAAAUAAAUCCUCCCAACGGGAAAGAAAUCGUACUCCGCAGCUCUUCUUAGAGCUUGUGAAUAAUUAUCGUGUGAUGUUUAAGAUUGGGAUUGGGAAUGAAUUACUUUGGUUUUUUGUAGGACUGAAGUUGAAUUAUCAAAUUUGGAAGAUAUAUGUUAUAUUGGAUGGUUGUGUUUUUCUGUUUCUUUGCUUAUCCAUAGUUUUUUCAAUGAAGCAUUGGGUUAUGAACAUAAUUUUCAAGGAAAUAAGUGUCAUUCAAGCGCAAGCAGUGCAAUGUGCAAAUAGGUAACGGUGAUGUUAACUUGCUUUAUUUACAAAAAAAAAAAAGAAAAGAAAAGAAAAGAAAAGAAAGAUGUUUGUAGCUUUUAUUUUAUUACGGUGCUAUACUAUUUGAUCGGAAAAAAAGAAAAUAUGAAAAGAAAAGAUAUAAUGGAUUCUUUAUCAAUUUUUAUGGAAUAUCAGCGUCAGUGAUCCAACACUAAAAUGAAUUGAAUUUUUUAAC